GAUUAUGAUGCCAACCUUGGAAUAUUUUUAAUACAUGACAUCGCUCCAUAGACAUGCUUUUCAGCUUUCAGCUUUCACCCCUAUCAAAGGGCAGCAAUAGCAAGCAAGCCCGAGGAGCAGAAACGACGUAGUUCGUAGCAGGCCAAAGACACACAAAGCGACGCCGUUUGGAUGUUUUCUUUUUUUUCUUGGGCCCCCGCCACCAGCUUUUGCAAGUGCACCUUACCUGAUCUUAUUGUAACUUGCAAAAUCUUGAGCAGUUUGUCGGUUUAGCGACUAGCAACCUCAAAUUCAAUGGAGGGUAUUUGAUUACGGCAACCAACAGAGGUGUUCAAUUUCUAUUCGGACCCAAAUUCAAAGCUUCUUCCACUCUCUUAUGCUUCUUCGUCGUUUUUUAGAUUCCUUGCUUCUCCUCUUUCCGAGAACACUUUUAUGCUCAAUAUUCCAUGUGAUGUAUUACCCGGAUUUCAACUUUAAACCUCAGUGAAAAUAUUGACGAAAACGUACACGUUGGGACCUUGAUGCCACAACUCUGAUAUUGGUUGGAAAAAUUUGUUCUUGAUUUGAAAAUGGUUUCAACUGAUAGUGGAAACCACAAAGAGGAAAUUGAAGAAUCUAAUGGCAGUGAAGUGAAGGGUCAUAUCCCCUUUGAUGUUUCCAUAUCUCAGAAGACAUUGUUAAGCAAUGUAAAGUCUCCAAAAAGGUUCCCUGAUGCUGUUCCUAAUAAUAGAAUAAGGUUCCUCAAAUUUGGUUCUGCAUCUGCAAGUUUCAAGCGCAUAGCUGAGGAGAGAGAUGAGAUCUCAAGAUCUGUGGUUUCGAGUGCUCAUGGUUUUAAAGAACGAAUCAACGGGGUUUUUUCCCAUAAAAUUGAUUGGGUUUCACUCAUGAAAAUGAGCAAACAAUGGAUUAGGAACCCAAUGAACAUGGCUCUUUUUGUGUGGAUCACCUGUGUUGCUGUUUCGGGUGCAAUUCUGUUUCUUGUCAUGACUGGAAUGUUGAACAAGGCAAUACCAAAGAAGUCCCAAAGAGAUGCAUGGUUUGAAGUCAAUAAUCAAAUUCUCAAUGCACUUUUUACUCUUAUGUGUUUGUACCAACAUCCAAAGCGGUUCUACCACCUUGUACUUCUGUGUAGAUGGAAACCAGAAGACAUUUCCAGACUUAGAAAGAUUUACUGUAAAAAUGGGACUUACAAGCCACAUGAAUGGGCCCACAUGAUGGUGGUUGUUGGUCUGCUUCAUUUGAAUUGCUUUGGUCAAUAUGCUCUUUGUGGCUUAAACUUGGGUUACAGGAGAUCUGAACGACCACCCAUAGGAGUUGGAAUAUGUAUAACUUUUGCUAUUGGUGCCCCUGCAUUUGCUGGUAUAUACAACAUUAUCAGUCCCCUUGGGAAGGAUUAUGAUUCAGAGGUGGUGGAUGAGGAAGCACAAGUUCGGAUUGGCACCGGUGAAGGAAAAGAAAGGUUAAGGUUAAAAUCAUUUGAGAGAAAAUAUUCUUUUGCAGCAAGGAGUGAACAGCGUGUCGUUGAGAAUAGACCACAAUGGAGUGGAGGGGUACUUGAUAUUUGGGAUGAUAUUUCGCUAGCAUAUCUUUCACUGUUUUGUGGUUUUUGUGUGUUCGGCUGGAAUAUGGAGAGGCUUGGAUUUGGGAACAUGUAUGUUCACAUUAUGACAUUUGUUCUGUUUUGCAUGGCUCCCUUCUGGAUUUUUAAUUUGGCUGCUGUUAAUAUAGACAAUGAGACUGUUCGGGAGGCUCUUGGAGUUACUGGGCUUGUUCUCUGUGUAUUUGGUUUGCUCUAUGGUGGCUUUUGGAGGAUCCAAAUGAGAAAGAGAUUCAGUUUGCCUUCUUAUAACUUCUGUUUUGGUGAACCAGCACUGGCUGAUUGUACGUUGUGGCUUUGCUGUUGUUGGUGCUCUCUUGCUCAGGAAGUGAGGACUGGGAAUUCCUAUGACAUUGUAGAAGAAAAGUUUUAUAGAAAACAAACGGAUAAUGGCAGCCAGCUACCAAUUUCACCUUUGGCUCGUGAAGAUGGAGUGGUUGAAUUUAGAUCUGCUCCAAAUUCUCCUCUGGGAAGCUACUCUAGCCCAACUAAGUUUAGCGUUGGUGGUUCUCCAAGUCCUAGCAGACUUUCAAAGGGAUUUUAUAGUCCAGAUAGGCCACUUUCCACAGUGAAAGAAGAGUCUUAUGUAAGAGGUAAGGAUGAAACUAUGACCCCACCUGCACCCUCGCUGAUAGAAAGGGAGGGUACAGAGCCCCACAAAUGAAGAUAUUAUUUCUAUACCGUUGUGAUUUGUAUAUGAAUUUCUGUAGAAUUAAAUUUUUAAACAAGUUUCUUUUGUGAGUGUUCAAAUGCAUCAGUGUUUUUUGUUUUGUUUUUUUUCACCAUUAGUUAACAUGUGAUAGUUGAUAGUUUAAUGGCACAUUCUGAUUCAGGCACAAAUAAAUGAUCUACUCUAUUAUUUCUACUUAGCAAUA
Molecule: messenger RNA, 2472 nt
Organism: Prunus avium (sweet cherry)
Lineage: Eukaryota; Viridiplantae; Streptophyta; Magnoliopsida; Rosales; Rosaceae
Biological process (GO): sesquiterpene biosynthetic process
Molecular function (GO): cyclase activity
Source: RefSeq, a predicted model, not a curated record